GUGCAUUGGUAGAUCCUUUCGCCGCCAGCAUUUCAUGCGAAACGGGAACUGUUAUGGUGGACACGCCUUCGGUGGCAACUGCAAAAACUGUCAACGGAUCAACUGAUCACCAAGAUCGUCAAUCGUAGGAUGCACACGAAUUUCACUCCUUUCUUCCAUAAGUUAUGAAUUUACUGCGUAGGGUAUGAGUAUGAUGCAUCUCGUUUAAAAGUCGAGGUUGGGUGCUUAAACGCGACCGAGAAAAUCUCUUAAGCCUCCAAGCUUCAGAGUAAGCGUUCUUGGGUUCACUCCAGGAGCUGUCCUUGUAAACAGAGAGUUGGGUUCGUUCUUCAGACAUCGCAAGCAAUCAGAAGGGAAAAGACAAAGAAAACUAUCUUCAUGUGAUGUUCAAAGAAGAAAGCGUCACAUGAAUUGGUGUUUGAAGUUGCAUCGAGGUGCGAGUGCUUUACAAAGGGCGAUGAAGUGCAAAAGUCGGUGAAGAGCGAGUGUUGAUUCGAGUUUCGCAAGGAUGGGGUUCAUGCAUUGUUAUGCCGAGUCGGACAAUCGCCGAUGUGGGGUUACGCGCAAAUCCUCCAAGUGGAACUGGAACCUCGUCAAAGCCGACAUAGGCCAUGGAAGAAGAGUCACGCAAAAAAUCCGAGACCCCAGGUUCAUUUAUGGGAAACCCAAUGAACGAGAUGCUAUCGGCGUCAAAGAAGUGAUUGUGCACAUAGAGACAGCUCCAGCUUCUUACGAUCAUCUCUACGGCCCUGACUUCAAGGAAAUGAACAAAUUAGCUGCUAUCAACAACUACUGUAGAUCGAACGAGCAAAGGGCUGCUCGAGAGCGGUUUGCCAUCAAAAUCAAACCCAAACACACCCUUAACACGAAUUGGAGACUCCCCUCCGACGCGAACCCAAAUCACAGAUACGGGUUAUCAUUCCCUUUUGAUGGGGAUUUCAACACUUUGAUAGGAGGUGGUUACCAAGAUGAGUGGAUCGAAAUGAACGAGUACUUCAAGUCGAAGUAUCCAGACAGGUACAUGGAAUCGACGGCGCAUCUGGAGAUCAUCAACGACAACAAAGCCACCAAGCUUCAACAGCAGUUCGUGAAAAACAAACUGCAUCCGCCACCUCCGAAGCAGAGGUUCAUCUUGUCCAGAUUCCAGAACGUGAAGAAGAAGAUCGACAAUCACAACCCCAUCCCAUUGAACCGUGACCCUCCCUACCACAAAUUCUACGGCAUGUCAAGGCCCUCUCACACAAACCCACCUUGAAAGAAAGAAAGAUAAAAUAAAAUAAAAACUAUCGAUACAACUUUUUUCUAAGUUUUCUGCGACAUGAGUAUGGCCGAAGUUUUCUUGAGAUUAUUAGCAACGCUCGGUAGAUAGAAAGGUAGAAAGGUAAAAAGUUUCUAGGUUGCAAGCUAGUUCAUUCUAUCUGCACAUUUUCACAAUCUUGUCCAAAGUAAAGGAAUGUGAAAAGCAUUUUGCAACUCACUUGGGUGAAUUCAUUGUUGGAAUUCAAGGCAAUUGUUGAAUGUUGGUCUAUAAUGUCUUAUGUUUUACACA
Molecule: messenger RNA, 1549 nt
Organism: Physcomitrium patens
Lineage: Eukaryota; Viridiplantae; Streptophyta; Bryopsida; Funariales; Funariaceae
Product: cilia- and flagella-associated protein 77
Source: RefSeq, a predicted model, not a curated record